GGAAGAUUUCGAAUUGUCGAAUAAGAUUGAUAAUACAGGAAUAUUACAAUAAAUUAGGCUUUUAAUAUUAAUAAUUUCUAAUCAAUUGAUGCGCUUGUGUAUACUAUAUUGUCAUCAUUCAAGUUACAUCAUAUUGCAAUGAAUAAUAAGUACAUACAUAAACCAUUAAUUGAUACUCAAAAAAGUUACAAGGCUCCUUUUUUUUUAGUUUAAUGUACAUAAAGAUGCAUUUUUUUUUUUUUUUUUAUCGUAAUGUACAUAGCAAAGUCGAUAAUGUCUUCGCUCGACAUCAGUUACUUCCACCCCCUGUCUUAUGAAUGGGGUUGGAACGUUCACGUGCGUGCAUAGAGGGAUAACUUUCAUAACUUCCCUUAACAACGACACAACAAGUCGGCAACAACAGCGCAAUAUACAUUUAUAUAUUUUCUCUGCAAAGAAAAUAAUAACAACCAGUACUUAAUUAUUACUGGCUACCUGUAGUCGUCAUGGUGCAGUUGAGCGAAGCAACAGCUGAUCUAAUGGACCAGUUGAUGAAAGUAGACAUUUUCCAUCCACUAGAGAAGCUUCAGCUGUUGAAAGACGAUAAAAGGACAUUCCUUGAUCCAAAUGUGAUAAUGGAUGAGAGACAUCGAACACUCAGAGAGAACUUUUACGUUCCGCCCGUUGAACGUUCCGUUUUAGCGGAAGCCAAGAAGCUGUUCACGGAGGAGGAAGCGAGAGAAUUAUAUAUAAAAAAACAACAACGAUUUUUCGACAGAGAAUUAAAAAAAUUUGAAACCGAAUUGUGCAGAUCCCGGCCGAAGUUCUCGAAACCAUACUCGUGCAAGAAGAGAAACUUGGCGCCAUCGGAUGAUGAAAAUUUUUGGGGAGCGUUUAGAAAAGUAAGAACCAAGACAAGUUGUGUCGAAAAAUCAGAGAAGAACAAAAGAUGUACAGACAGCAUUCGAAAGAAGAGUACGAUAAGACAAAUCGUAGAAGAGAAAAAUGAAAAGAAAACGGAAUGUCAAGUACCAUGUAUUGGAAGCAUAAAAGUAACCAUCAAAGAUAAACCUAAUUUCGAGUCGCAAGCACAGCGUUUACAUCUUUUAAGAAAGUAUUUCAAUGCGGUGAAAAAAAAUGCUGCGGAAGAACAACGUAUCCGAGAUGUCAAAACAAAGAUCCAACAAAAUAUGAUCUCAAAAAUAACAAGAAAGUAUUUUGAUAUAUGGAGAACACGUACGAAGUGUAGGAAAAGCAUCGAACAGAGAAACCCACAGCCAAAAGAGAUCCUCGAAGAACGAAGGAUAGAAUUGUUCAUAAACGCUAUUACAGAACAUCAAAGAGAAUUGAUGAAGAAUCGUAAACCAAAGAGCAGAGAUGGUAAGGUGGCUAUAAAAGAAACGAACAGUGUAUGCUGGAAAAAGAAAAACAUGCACUCUAAACACGGUAUCGUGGAGUCACCAGCGCAAAACCGAUUGAAUGCACAGAAACGAAUCAUAGAGAAGCAGAGGGCUAAAUUAAACGAACAGAACAGAAUUAUCGAGGAGUUGAAAUUGAAACAGAUGCAAGAGGAGAUAGCUAGAGCGAGCAAGGAGACAGUGGACAUGGCGAAAGAAACUCUCACGCACCUAGGUCAAAGGACAAGAAGAACUUUGAUUCAUUUGAUGCACCAAUCGGGCUACAGAGAUGAAAGUUUAACGGCACCUCGACCACCACCGGUUCCGCCAAAAUUUCUCUUAAGAAUGGAAGCUCGAGCAGAGGACAGACGGAAAAGAGUUAAACUGGCGGAAGAAGAGCGCAGGAAGAGAGUGGAGGAGCAGAGAAGAAAGGAAGAAGCUACCAGAAUGAAGGAGGAACAGACGAAGAGAAGAUUGCAACGAGAGGCAUUAGCCGAGGAGAGAAGAUUAAGGAAAGAGCGCGAAGAACAUCGGCUACGUGAAAUCGAAAGAUUUCAGAAAUUAAACGACACAGCGGAUGAGUUUUACAGAAAGUGUUUGUUGAGACGCUUUGCGAUAGAACCGUUGAUGGAACUCGUAGAAUUAAAAAAGAAAAAUAUGAAAAAAGCUGAGGAUCAUUAUCGAGUACGAUUGAUAAGGAAGAUAUUUACAGCUUGGAAAAGAGAAACUGAAACUCAAUAUAUGAUUAAGAUUGAAAUCGCUGAAACGGUUUAUAAUAAAAAUCUAAUCGCAAGGAUGUUCGAAGAAUGGAAAGACAUGGUCAAAGAAGCGAACCUGAAGCAUCAGGUUGCGACAGACUUCCACGACAUGAAACUUUCAGAGAAGUACUUUAAAUUAUGGCACGUAAGGAUUCUCGAACUUAAAACGGAAGAGGAGGAGAAAAACGAGAUAGCUUAUAGACAUAAUGAAAAUCAAUUGAAAGCAAGAUACUUCAUCGUUUGGAAGAAAUAUAUCACGAUCGCGGCGGAUAUUAGAGAAAGCGAGAAAAGAAAAGAGGAAUUACGACAAUUAGUACAGAAAGUGAUUCCUGACUUUGACCCUAAACAGAGGGGUGUAGCAUUAGAAGAUUAAACUUAAUUCGUGAUACUGAAAGUAGAAUACAAAAAUUGUACGAUAAUGAUAUGUGUGAAUUUAUAUAACGCAAAG
Messenger RNA from Osmia bicornis bicornis, 2582 nucleotides. Its product is annotated as coiled-coil domain-containing protein 191. The transcript is spliced from 5 exons. The coding region runs from base 486 to 2507 and encodes 673 amino acids. Gene Ontology annotation, molecular function: phosphatase binding. NCBI's taxonomy places the organism in Eukaryota, Metazoa, Arthropoda, Insecta, Hymenoptera, Megachilidae. The record is from RefSeq and is a predicted model, not a curated record.